UGUAUGCUUCUUAAUAUUAUUUUCCUAGAAUGAAUUAACACUAAAAAGAUUGAUGUCAAAUGAUGUAACAAAGAUACAGAGAUGGAAGACAAUCUAUAAGAUCACAUGCUGUGACAGAUAAAAAAAAACCAGCAUUGUUACUAACAGAACAUGGAGGAAGAACCUUCGACGUCAAGUGGCAUAAAACGUUCUAUCCCGAAAGAAUUACAAGAUGAAAUCAAUGUGAUAGCUUCAAAACAUCAACGAGUAAUAGCAAAACCAGCAGACUUAGACGAUGUUCAGAAAAGAUGGUUGGUUGUUGGAAUAUGCCUACACGGCGUAAUAUCCCCAGCCAUGAGGAAAUAUGUUGUUCCAGCUUUAACAAAACUUUGUUAUAAGUUAUCUAUUAAACAUAGCCUUGAUACACAAACUUUUUCAAAGCAUUUACAAAAACAUCCAUUAACAAACAAGACAUCCCUUAAUUACGAAGCAGUCAACAACAACAAAGUAAAACAUGGUUAUUAUAAAGCAAAGUACGACUACAUGAUCAAGAGUGCUGUGGAUCUAUCCAAGCUAUUCCUACAAACACAUAUGGUACAUUAUACAGGCUUUGAUGAAACAUGUGACUCCUCCGCUUUGCUGGGAUUGAUCAUCAAUAUUGACCAGUUCGCUCCAAUCGUAAAGUCUGAUGCCGAAGAUGUCCACGGUUUUUGAGCGGAACUACUCAUGGUCUUGAAUUAGUAAACGAGUUUCGUCAACAAACACACGUUCUUGCUGAAUAUGCACAACUUGUGGCAACAGAAACAGAUAAUGAUUUUAUUACGAUGAAAAAUGAACUAAAGACAGU
This is a messenger RNA of Mytilus californianus (California mussel), 826 nucleotides long. RefSeq lists its product as uncharacterized. The transcript is spliced from 3 exons. NCBI's taxonomy places the organism in Eukaryota, Metazoa, Mollusca, Bivalvia, Mytilida, Mytilidae. The record is from RefSeq and is a predicted model, not a curated record. The coding region runs from base 151 to 693 and encodes 180 amino acids.